UUUCCUUUCAGACUAAGUCCACCUUCCGGUCCGGGCCCUUUGCUGCGGAAACGUCGGUUCUGGUUUUCGGAGUGGAUUUUGACCAUGGCUGCAGAGUCUGAUGUUCUGCACUUCCAGUUUGAACAGCAAGGAGAUGCAGUCUUGCAGAAAAUGAAUCUCUUGAGACAGCAGAAUUUAUUUUGUGAUGUAUCCAUUUAUAUUAAUGACACCGAGUUCCAGGGGCACAAGGUGAUAUUAGCUGCUUGCUCCACUUUCAUGAGAGAUCAGUUUUUACUCACACAGUCAAAACAUGUCAGAAUUACCAUCUUGCAGAGUGCAGAAGUUGGCAGAAAAUUGUUGCUCUCUUGCUAUACUGGAGCGCUUGAAGUGAAAAGGAAAGAGCUUUUGAAAUACUUGACUGCUGCUAGUUACCUUCAGAUGGUUCACAUUGUGGAAAAGUGUACAGAAGCUUUGUCAGGAUACCUGGAAAUUGAUCUUUCUAUGAAAAAUAACAAUCAACAUACCGACCUAUGUCAAUCCUCUAACCCAGAUGUUAAAAAUGAGGAAGAAAAUACAGAUAAAGACUGUGAGAUCAUUGAAAUUUCAGAAGAUAGUCCUGUAAACAUAGAUUUCCACGUUAAAGAAGAGGAAAGCAAUGCAUUGCAGUCUACAGUAGAGAGCUUGACAUCAGAGAGACAGGAAAUGAAGUCACCAGAGCUGUCUUCAGUUGAUAUGGGUUUUAAAGACAAUGAAAUCUGUAUCCUCCGUGUGGAAUCUAUAAGUACCGAUGGUGUAGAAAAUGAGCAGUUUUCACAGCCUUGUACCUCUUCAAAAGCAAGCAUGUAUUUCUCUGAAACACAGCAUUCACUGAUCAAUUCUACAGUUGAGAGCAGAGUGGCAGAAGUUCCUGGGAAUCAAGAUCAGGGCUCAUUUUGUGGGAAUAUUGAAGGAAGUCAUGGAACAGCAAAUGAGAUUCAGAACCUGGAAGAUGUUUAUUCACUGAGGCACCAGUGCCCCAGGUGUCCACGAGGAUUUCUUCAUGUUGAAAACUAUCUGCGCCACCUUAAGAUGCAUAAACUGUUCUUGUGCUUACAGUGUGGGAAAACAUUUACACAGAAGAAAAAUCUCAACCGGCACAUUCGAGGGCACAUGGGCAUAAGGCCCUUUCAGUGUACUGUGUGCUUGAAGACAUUUACUGCUAAAAGCACGUUGCAGGACCACUUGAACAUACAUAGUGGGGAUCGGCCAUACAAGUGCCAGUGUUGUGACAUGGAUUUCAAGCACAAAUCUGCCCUCAAAAAGCAUGUAACCUCUGUGCAUGGCCGGAACAGUGGUGAAAAAAUACCUAUUCAUGAUCUCAACAAACAAAAUCUGUUAUAGUAGAAUCACACCUUGCUAUGGAAGCUAUGUUAGGCAAGUCUUUCUUUAGAAAUGCAGCAUUUGUAAUAUUGUUUUCCUCUUCAUCUUUGGGUCUUAUUUUUGGUCUGCCUACACAUUAUUCUUUCUGACUUAUACUAAGAGUUCCAAAGUGUGGGAGACAUGAUAAAGCUGAUGGAAUGCUAUCUCACAUCUUGUGUUACAUAAGUCCCAAUUGUAUACCUAGAGAUAUAUUGUUCUUCUCUUAAAUAUUAUUGAUUCUAAUAACAGUGGAUCCAGCAGAAUUUCCAUAUUCAGAUUUUGAAUAUCUAUGUAGUUGAUGGAAGUGUAAAAUAAUCUAGCCAUGUAAUAACUAAUGAACUAAGAUAAUGGAAAGAUAAAUUUUAAAAUACCCUACUAUCUAAUAUUAGUCACUUUAAAAUCAGAUAGGACUAGUAAAUUUUUUAACCUACUGCUUUUGGAUUGCAAACUAAACACCCAGAUACCUGUUGUUAUAAAAUGUAAAAGAACACAAUUCAUAUUCACUUGGGAAUAGCAGAAUUACCUUAUACAUUUCUUAAAAUACUAUUUCCAUGGUUUGUUAGUAUGCAUAUUUUAUAAAUUAUUCAAUAGGCCAAAAUAGCUUGAUUUGAUUUAAUACAGUGGCAUCUAAUAAUUUUGUGGCCAGUAAAAUACCAUUGGCUUGAAGCUCUAAAAAAUUACUUUUAGAUAUCCCAGUUUUGUUUUGUUUUUUGUAUUUAUUACACCUUUUUUGUUGUUGUUAAAUAUAUUUUUAUUGAUUUCAGAGAGGAAUGGAGAGGGAGAGAGAGAUAAAAACACCAGUGAUGAGAGAGAGUCAUCAAUCAGCUGCCUCCUGCACGUCCCAUACUGGGGAUCGAGCCCACAACCCAGGCAUGUGCCCUGACUGGAAAUUGAACCGUGACCUCCUGGUUCAUAGGUCGACACUCAACCACUGAGCCAUGUCGGCUGGGCUACCCUUUUAUCUUUUAGUUAACAUAUAGUAAAGUUGACCUUUGUCAAUUUUGUAUCUAGAUAAUAGGAAUGGUAUGCUCAAAACACUUGUAGCAGACAUCUCUGAAGUCAUCAGACAGAAGAACACUUCCCAUAUCUAGCUCCUUCUCACUGCUUGUUUACUUUCUCGAACAGUGAUCCCCUUUGCUAAAUGAUUUGUUUUUGGUAUACAGUUUCAUGAAUUUUAACACAUGUAUAGAUUUAUGCAACCACCUCUGUAAUUAAGAUACAGAACAUUCUAUCACUCCCCCCCUCAAACUCUUUUAUGCUGCCCUUUUGUAGCCAGUUCUUCCUCCUAACUCUAAACGCUGCCAACAGUUCUUCAUCAGUAUAUCUUGCCUUUUCUGGAAUGUCAUAAAUGGAAUCAUAGUAUGAGCUCUUUUGAGAUGCUUCUUUCAACUAGCAUCAUGCCCUUUGAAAUUCAUACAUUUUGUAUGUGUCAGUAGUCCAUUCCCUUUUCUUUACGAAUCAUCAAUACAUAGUAAUUUUCUUGAUAUCACUAGACGAACAGUUUAAACAUGGACAUCUAUUAGUGUUCUCUUAAUUAUUAAUAGUCAUUAACGUUAAUGCAAUUUUUAUUUACUGUAUGUUGACAAAAAGCUUAACCAUCUUUAGAGUUUUAUGCUAUAUUUCCAGAAAUGUGCCAAAAGCAAAACCAUGACCAUAUGGUUAUUUUACUUACAGUAAUAUUUCAGAUUGUGUUAUGAGCCAUUGCUCUCCAAUAUCCUUGUCUACAUGUAACACAAAACUUCGUUGUCAUACAGCAGAUUAAAAUAUAUUGCAGGGCAAGUCAUAUCUUCUAAAAGACAGGAACCACUUUUAGUAAAGAAGCCUGACUGGAUGCAUCUUACUUUCAAGAUGUUCUAUUCCUCUUCUACUCACCUCAGCUUUAUGUAGCAUUUCUGCUAUAUUUAGUAUCUGUUGAAGCCCUUCCAUAUUUUAAUAUGUAAUAUACUUUGUAUCAUUUAUAAGAAUUUUGUGAUGAAUCACAUGUUGAUUGUUGUAAAUGUUAAUUAUCCUUUUUGUGAUACUUGUGAAAAAUAUAUUUUCUAUAGAAUUUUAACUCUGAGAGAGACUUUAAAGAAUCUAGCUCUCAUAUUUGAUAAGAAAGCCAACUUCAUGACCCCUCAGGUCACCAUUUAGUAUCAUUGGACAAAUCACCUCUUCUUGAGCUUCUCUUAAAUUUAUAUACAAAAUAAUAACUUUGAUCUUGAUCAUUUGUAAUAUCAUUUCCAGGUCUAAAAUUCUGUGAUUUUAUAUUUAAACCUUCCAGAGUUCCUAAGAACAGAGAAGAGGGGAAAGCAAAAGAGAGUUUGGUGUCUUUAUGAAUGUUGCUAUUUGCGCACUCCUUCAGAGACAGAAUUUUUCUAAAGCAAAUAGUGUUUUUCUUCCACUGGAGAACAUGCUAGUGCCAUGCUUAAUUUUCUUUCCCAUUUGAUCUAUGAUUGGCUAUUUGUAGACAUUUUUUCUAUCAGAAAUAGUUUGUGUUUGAAAUACUUUUUCUUAUUUUUGCUUUCUAGGAUAAAAUUUAGUUGGGGAGGGAUGCAGAUGGGGUGGGUGAACAAAUAGUAAACUUUUUUGCUGUUUUUUUAUGAAUUACUUAUCUUUGAUAUUAAAAAAAGAGUUAUGGUUGAAUAUGUUUAAGUUUUAUGUGUGCCUUGUAAGAUUCUUGUGAAAUUUUUUGUAAGCACUUUGAGAUUUUUGCGUGUGGGGAAAGGGUGUUUUGUGAAAGUGAUUGUUAUUUAUUUAUUUAUUCCUGUCCAUGUAGCACAGAGUGAUCUCAAAACAUUUCUAGGUGAAUGUCUGUUUGCAUGAUGUGCUUAAACAAUUUCAGGAAAAUGAAAUUUUUUUUAAAUGCAGGCAUGACAAAGUAAAGUGUUGAAUUUAUUCAUUUAAACAUUCACUUUUGGUUGUUUGUUUUUCUAUAUGAUGGGGAAAAUGCAAAAUGUUUGUCUUAAGCCUCUUCAUUUACUGCAUUUUUGAGUAAAAGAUCUUGGAAAGGUAGUUGUUACUUUGGUAUAAGAGAAAAUCCUUUCCCUUUUUCCUUAGAUGUAACUAUCAUAUAUGUUUACAUAAGAAAUAAUAAACUGGAGAUGGGAAUGGA
Messenger RNA from Eptesicus fuscus (big brown bat), 4471 nucleotides. RefSeq names its product zinc finger and BTB domain containing 6 (gene ZBTB6). The coding region runs from base 85 to 1359 and encodes 424 amino acids. The transcript has 2 exons. Lineage: Eukaryota; Metazoa; Chordata; Mammalia; Chiroptera; Vespertilionidae. Gene Ontology annotation, biological process: regulation of transcription by RNA polymerase II. The record is from RefSeq and is a predicted model, not a curated record. Gene Ontology annotation, molecular function: protein binding; DNA-binding transcription factor activity, RNA polymerase II-specific; RNA polymerase II cis-regulatory region sequence-specific DNA binding.